UGCGUCUGUUGAACAGCUGAAGAGGAGGAGGAGGAGGAGGAGGAGGGGGGUUUACAGAGACGGAGGGAGCGAUAGAGAGCGUGGAGUGUGUGUGUGCAUAGGAAAGAGAGAGAGAAGAGGGGGGAGAGCGUGUGUGAGUGUGAGAGUGUGUGUGUGGAAAAGGAAGCGGAGCCUGUAAACGGCGAACUCACUGGUUUCCUACCCCUCGAAAUAACUAUUACAGCGCUGUGUUACUUUUCAUGUGGACACUAUCAUCGACAGCAACAACAACACGGCCGGAGGGAAUAGGAGCAGUUUCGAGGGGGGUGGGGGGGUUUGCUAACGUUAUAGUGCCUUUCCUCGGUGAUUUCGGACGUGAAGAGUCUGUCAGUAAAGUGAAACCGUCUUUUGUUGAAGCAAGUGCUCGCCUGAGCCCCUCCGUGCGGGCAGCGGGGUUAAAAAAAAAAAAAAAAAAACAGGGGAUAAAAAGUGUCCGUGUUCGCCUCGCUUUGUCCCGGGUCUUGGAUUUGGCCCAGCUCGCUUGCCUUUUUUGAGUUCGGUGGGUCAUCUCGGGCAAGGCUCGCGUUUUCAACUUGUUUGCAGCAGGCUCUGGGACUCCAAGAAUCACCAGACUGGCGGCUUUUCUGAAACACUGGGGUUGUUGGUGUGGCCAAAUUUUCCCUGGAUUUGACUGGUAAAUUCAGAAGACUGAAGCCCAGGCUCACAGUCUACCUUUCACGGAGGCCCAGCCGUGAGAGGACUGAGGAAGGCACGUGGCGGAUCAUGACGGCCGACAAAGAGAAGGAGAGAGAGAAAGAGCGGGACAGAGACAGAGACAGGGACCGGGACAAGAGAGAGGCCGGUAAGUCCCGCCGGCAGGACGGGGACCGGGGCGACCGUGAGAGUGAGAGCUCCAGGCCCCGACGCAGCUGUACGCUGGAGGGUGGGGCCAAGAACUAUGCAGAGAGCGAGCACAGCGAGGACGAGGACAACGACAACGGGAGCACAGGUGGAGGCAGCGGCACGGCCGAGGAGGCCGGCAAGAAGGGCAAAAAGAAGACGCCUAAGAAGAAGUCGCGCUACGAGCGUACAGAGAAUGGAGAAAUAACAUCCUUCAUCACAGAAGACGAUGUUGUUUACAGACCUGGAGAUUGUGUGUACAUUGAGAGUCGGCGGCCCAACACUCCCUACUUCAUUUGUAGCAUUCAGGAUUUCAAGCUGAGUAAACGGGACCAUCUGUUGAUGAAUGUGAAAUGGUACUAUCGCCAGUCAGAGGUGCCCGACUCCGUCUACCAGCACCUGGUGCAGGAUCGCAACAAUGAGAACGACUCUGGCCGGGAGCUGGUUAUCACAGACCCAGUGGUCAGGAGUCGAGAACUCUUUAUCUCUGACUAUGUGGACACUUAUCAUGCUGCUGCUCUCAGGGGGAAAUGCAACAUUUCCCAUUUCUCUGACAUUUUUGCUGCCAGGGAGUUCAAGGCCCGCAUUGACUCCUUCUUCUAUAUCCUCGGAUAUAACCCAGAGACCAGGCGACUAAACAGCACACAAGGGGAAAUCCGAGUGGGACCCAGUCACCAAGCCAAGCUCCCAGAGCUGCAGCCUUUCCCUUCUCCUGGUGGCCAGGCAGUGACCGAGAAUGAGGAGCUGGUCUGGAUGCCAGGGGUCAAUGACUGUGACCUUCUCAUGUACCUCAGAGCCGCAAGGAGCAUGGCUGCCUUUGCAGGGAUGUGUGACGGAGGCUCAACAGAAGAUGGGUGUCUAGCAGCCUCUCGAGAUGACACUACAUUAAAUGCACUUAACACUCUUCAUGAGAGCAGCUAUGAUGCAGGCAAGGCUCUCCAGCGCCUGGUGAAAAAGCCAGUACCCAAACUGAUAGAGAAGUGCUGGUCUGAGGAUGAAGUGAAGCGCUUCAUUAAAGGGUUGAGACAGUUUGGCAAAAACUUCUUCAGGAUCCGGAAAGAACUGCUGCCCAACAAAGAAACGGGAGAGCUAAUUACCUUCUACUACUAUUGGAAGAAGACCCCCGAGGCAGCAAGUUGUCGAGCCCACCGCAGACACCGCCGCCAGCCCGUCUUCCGCCGCAUCAAGACACGAACCGCUUCAACUCCUGUCAACACCCCCUCACGUCCCCCCUCCAGCGAGUUUUUGGACCUCAGCUCAGCCAGUGAAGAUGACUUUGACAGUGAAGACAGCGAACAGGAGCUGAAGGGCUACGCCUGCCGCCACUGUUUCACUACCACCUCCAAGGACUGGCACCACGGGGGCCGGGAGAACAUCUUGCUGUGCACAGACUGCCGCAUUCACUUCAAGAAGUACGGUGAGCUGCCCCCCAUCGAGAAGCCUGUGGACCCGCCACCAUUUAUGUUCAAACCUGUCAAAGAGGAAGAGGAUGGACUCAGCGGGAAGCAUAGCAUGAGGACCCGACGGAACCGAGGCUCGAUGUCAACGCUACGUAGUGGUCGUAAGAAGCAGACAGCCAGUCCCGAUGGCCGAGCCUCGCCUACCAAUGAGGAUUUGCGCUCCAGCGGACGUACCUCGCCCAGCGCGGCAAGUACUGACAGUACUGACAGCAAGACAGACUCCAUGAAGAAGCCAAGCAAGAAGAUUAAAGAGGAAGCUCCUUCACCCAUGAAGAGUGCCAAACGGCAACGAGAGAAGGGAGCGUCAGACACAGAGGAGCCAGAGAGGGCCAGUGCCAAAAAGUCCAAGACACAAGAGUUGAGUCGGCCAGACUCGCCCUCAGAGUGCGAGGGGGAGGGGGAGGGAGAGGGCGAGAGCUCUGACGGGCGCAGCAUCAAUGAGGAGCUUAGUAGCGAUCCUAAGGACAUUGACCAGGACAACCGGAGUUCCUCCCCGAGCAUCCCCAGCCCCCGCGACAAUGAGAGCGACUCAGACUCCUCUGCCCAGCAGCAGCAGCUCCUGCAGAGCCAGCACCCUCCAGUCAUCCAGUGUCAGCCAGGCACCUCAGCAGCCUCCUCGGCACCUCCUCCACCUACGACCUCAGCCCCUUCACUGCCCCCACAAGUCUCCCCGACAGCGGCCUCCACCUCUCUACCUCCCCAGCCUCUGCCACAGGCUAGCCCAAUGUCUCUUAUCCCGUCAGGAGCAUCCCUCCACCCUCAAAGGCUUCCUUCUCCACAUUCACCGAUGACUCAGGCUCCGCCUCCUGGCCCCCCAGUCCCACCUCAGUCAUUACCCAGCUCGCAUCACGGCCCCAUGCCUCCCAUGCCACAUCCACUGCAGCCUGGCCCAUCACACAUGCCUCACCCUCACUCCAUGCCCCCACAGGGCUUCCCUGUUGGUCAGUCUCAGGUCCCACCCCCGCCAAUCUCUGGCCAAUCACAGCAGAGGCCGCACACGCCUCCUUCCCAGUCCCAGUCAUCUGCUCAGAGUGGAGGCCAGCCUCCCAGAGAGCAGCCCCUGCCCCCUGCCCCAUUGUCCAUGCCUCAUAUCAAGCCCCCACCAACCACACCCAUCCCUCAGAUACCCAACCCACAGUCCCACAAACACCCACCCCACGUGUCCGCACCUCCAUUUCCUCAGAUGCCUUCAAACCUGCCUCCACCUCCUGCCCUCAAGCCCCUCAGCUCUUUAUCCACCCACCAUCCUCCAUCAGCACAUCCACCUCCUCUUCAGCUUAUGCCUCAGGGGCAGCAGCUUCAGCCUCCCCCAGCCCAGCCUCCAGUUCUCACCCAGUCCCAGAGCCUCCCACCAUCAGCCAGCCACCAGCCUCCCCCAGCCCCUCCACUGCCGCCCUCUGCAGCGGCCUCGCAUCCGAACGGGCCACCGCAGCCGCCAUUUUCGUCCCAUCCCUUCAAUACAGUUCUACCUCCAACCGGCCCUCCCUCAUCGUCAUCAUCAAACUCUAUGUCUGGCUUACCGCCUCCAUCUUCCUCCGCUCCAUCCUCCUCCAUCUCCAUGCCACUCCCUGCCUCAGUCUCUUGUGCCGGACCGGGUCCAGUGCUGCCACCAGUGCACAUCAAAGAGGAGCCUUUGGAUGAGUCAGAAGAGCCAGAGAGCCCCCCACCCCCACAGAGAAGCCCCUCCCCAGAGCCUACUGUCGUCAAUACACCCAGCCAUGCCAGCCAGUCAGCACGGUUCUACAAGCACCUGGACCGGGGCUACAACUCGUGUGCUAGGACAGAUUUCUACUUCACUCCCCUGGCUUCAUCUAAGCUGGCCAAGAAACGAGAGGAAGCUCUGGAGAAAGCCAAGAGGGAAGCAGAACAGAAAGCAAGGGAGGAGAAGGAGAGAGAAAGGGAGAGGGAAAAAGAGCGAGAAAGAGAGCGGGAACGAGAAAAGGAAGCGGAGCGAGCUGCGAAAGCCUCCAGUUCCUCUCAUGAAGGCAGAAUGGGUGAACCUCAGAUGGCCGGCCCCGCCCACAUGCGCCCACCCUUCGACGGCCCCCCCACUACAAUUGCAGCUGUGCCUCCUUACAUUGGCCCCGAUACCCCUGCCCUGCGCACCCUCAGCGAGUACGCCCGACCUCACGUCAUGUCCCCCACAAAUCGAAACCACCCCUUCUUUGUGUCCCUCAACCCUGCAGACCCGCUGCUGGCCUACCACAUGCCCAGCUUGUACAACGCCGACCCGGCCAUGCGGGAGCGCGAGCUGCGAGAGCGGGAGAUGCGCGAGAGGGAGAUUCGUGAGAGGGAGCUGAGGGAGAGGAUGAAACCUGGUUUCGAGGUUAAGCCUCCAGAGAUGGACACACUCCACCCUUCUACAAACCCCAUGGAGCACUUUGCCCGGCAUGGGGCAAUCACGUUGCCCCCCAUGGCCGGCCCUCACCCUUUCGCCUCCUUCCAUCCUGGCCUAAACCCAUUAGAGCGUGAGCGGUUGGCCCUCGCUGGGCCCCAGCUGCGGCCAGAAAUGAGCUACCCAGAGAGGUUGGCUGCAGAGAGACUCCAUGCUGAGAGGAUGGCCACAGUGGCCAAUGACCCCAUUGCCCGUCUACAGAUGUUCAAUGUUACGCCACACCACCACCAGCACUCGCAUAUUCACUCCCAUCUCCACCUGCACCAGCAAGAUCCCCUUCACCAAGGUGGUGGUGAAUGUCUUGUGUGUCCGUCAGGGUCCGGGGCCCACCCGCUGGCAGUGGAUCCCCUGGCAGCUGGACCUCACCUGGCCCGCUUCCCUUACCCGCCCGGCGCCAUCCCCAACCCGCUCCUCGGCCAGCCGCCACAUGAACACGAGAUGCUGCGCCAUCCAGUCUUCGGUACUCCAUACCCACGGGAACUGCCAGGAGGUCUGCCCCCGCCCAUGUCCGCAGCCCACCAGCUGCAGGCCAUGCAUGCCCAGUCAGCUGAGCUCCAGAGGCUGGCCAUGGAGCAGCAGUGGCUCCACGGUCACCAUCACAUGCACGGAGGACCGCUGCCUGGCCAGGAGGACUACUACAGCCGACUGAAGAAGGAGAGCGACAAGCAGCUGUAACCAGCCGAGGGAGGCGGCGACUGACAGGUGCAGGACACAGGAAGUUGUUACAGAGCGGUCUUGCAGAGGCUCUCCGGGGUCGUCUGGACACAUUCAGUUUUGAAGAACGGAAAAGGCCAAGUGGAUCGUCUGAGAAUUCUUCUGAUAUUUUGGUUUUUGCUCUUGUCAAGGACUUUUUUUUAAUUAUUAUUUUUCAAGACAUUGACUUUCUUUGGUAUAUAGCCAGUAGUGACAACGUCCUCAAGACUCCUGCAUGACAAGCUUCCCUGACGUUUUUUUGUAGGUGCUAGAACAAGACACUGUGCUUAUCAACAAAAAAAAAGACAAGACCGGUCAGGCCGUUUAUUGAAAAAUAACAAGUGCUAUCUUAAAUUCAACAUUUAUUUUAAUACAUUGUUGGAGGUUUUUCAUAAUUUUAAGAAAAGCUACAGCAUGGCGUUUUUGAGUCUGUAAAUAGUAUAUAUAAACAUAUAAUUAUUAUUAUAAUUAUUAUUAUUACUAGGUGUGGACUCCAAACCAAGUCGUUUCAACCUCCAAUAUAAUUGUUUUGAAGCAUUAUCCCUUGUUUCAGAGGGGAGCACCAUGGCAUUAUAUGAGCAGUUUCUGAGAGAGUUGCGGUUCAGUUGUGACGUUCCUCUGACAUCACUGUGUUAGAUUUAGUCCCGCACACACUAUGUAAACCAUAAACCUGUCACACCCACCACGUCCAUUCACCACACACCUUUGACACGCAGCAGGUUGUCAGAAUGUGUAAACUCAACGCGUUGAGUUCAUGAUUUGAUACACUUGAAGAGGUGACACAGUCGUCACUGAGGCUUCUGUAGAGUGCACACUGACGCCAUCGUUUCAAAAGAAAAACAAAGUUUGCACUGAAAAAGGAUCCUUGAGAUCCACUCAAUUGGUUUUAGCAUUUAGUUUAAAGUCAGUAUUUAAGUCAACAACAUGGAGUAACACUUCAUUACUUUUUGUUGUUUUUGCAGAAAAUGAUUUUAAUUAUGAAUUUAAAAAUGUGGACACCAGAAACAUAUUUGGCAGAACUGAAGAAAUUAAAAAUUACUUCAAGUUCUUUUAAAUUAUUGGGACUUGAAUUUUAACAUUGUUCACUAUAACAGGAGCCUGACAGGACUUCAGGAUUGUUUUAAAUGUGUGAAUGGUUGUGAGUCGGUGCUAGUUUGUGUUGUGGUGUCCCCUUUCUUCACCUGGUCCAGUCAUCCAUGUUUGUUGCAGGUCUCAUGUCUGACUGAGUUGUGCUCCAGCUAGGCUGUAAUAAUGUUCACUGUGACACUAGAGGGGGCCUGCCGACACGCGACCACCUGUAGGUAGAGGGUUGAUGAGUGAGUGAGUGAGUGAGUGAGUGAGUGAGUGAGUGAGUGUGUGUGUGUGUGUGUGCGUGUGUGUGUGCGUGUGUGUGUGCGUGUGUGUGCGUGUGUGUGUGUGUGUAUGUAUGUUAUCCUCACAAUGUUUCCAUAUGCCUUGGUUCCUUAGGGAUACACACGGCCUCCUGGGCCACAGGAGGGGUGUGUUUGUGUGCCACUGACUGUUACAAGUACUGUUGACCUGUCAUACCAGUGCACAUGAGCCCAAGUUUUUUUGUUUUUAUUUUUUGUUUUUAAAUCCAUGACAUAAGUUGUGCAUUUGUUCCAUGCACUAAGACUGUUUAACUGUCAUGAAAUUUAGAAAACUGUGGCUUUUUUUAACCAAAUGAAGAAACUGUACUUGCAUUUAAAAGUGAUCAUAUCUUCUCUUAGAGCACUAUAAUUUACAUUUAAAUGGUUGCAAACAUUAAACUCUUGGCCCGUUUUUAAAACUCCAAAAAAGUCUUUUAAGCCCUGACCACUCCCUGUCACUCUGUCUUGCCAUCUCCCACUGAUUCCUGUCCCUCUUCUGACGAUGUACUCCUCAUCAUCAUUAUCAUCAUCAUCCUUUGCCUCGUUUCCUGAUGAUUCCCUUGCCUUUUACUCCCUCUUUUUGUGUCUCCAAAACCUUUGAUGUUAAGUGUUGUCAAUGGUUUAGCUUCUUGUUUCAAAGCGGCAAUAGCAGAAUGUAAAUUCUGACUGCUAAGAUUUAUAUAUAUACUGGUAUCUUGAAGCUUAUUGUAUAUAUGAGUAGUCGCCAUGGGAUGACACAAUGUAAACAAAAAGUAGAAAUAAUAAGAAAAAUUGUGAGUCCUGUGUUCUCUCCAUUUGAGUAUUUUGUAAUUUUUUUGAAAAAUUUGUGGAAUUAAAAUAAACGACUAAGUUACACCACAA
Messenger RNA from Seriola aureovittata, 7658 nucleotides. It is a transcript of the gene rerea, whose product is annotated as arginine-glutamic acid dipeptide (RE) repeats a. NCBI's taxonomy places the organism in Eukaryota, Metazoa, Chordata, Actinopteri, Carangiformes, Carangidae. Bases 763 to 5409 code for a protein of 1548 amino acids. Gene Ontology annotation, cellular component: nucleus. Gene Ontology annotation, biological process: regulation of DNA-templated transcription. Gene Ontology annotation, molecular function: chromatin binding; transcription corepressor activity; sequence-specific DNA binding. The record is from RefSeq and is a predicted model, not a curated record. The transcript is spliced from 22 exons.